ACGAUAGAAGAGGAACCAAAUAUGAACCAAGAAAGUCAACUUUCGGAAGUAUUUACUUCAUCAUCGCAGCAAUACCCCUCAUCCAGUGCAUCUAUGCCAGAAUCAUCUCAGAUCAAACCGCUCGUGGGUCCUAUUAUAGGAACCAUGCUCAUAGAUAUUAAUGAGGAUAAUGACCCGGGGACAGGGAAGCAAAAAAAAGGAAAAUAUCAGCAAGCUUACUUGAAGGUUUGUAACACUUUCACAAUAUCGCUUCUAGCUAUUGACAUGACUGAAAUCUCCUUAUUUAAGUCUGCAAUCUACAUUCACUUGCUUGGGUUACGGGCAGCCACCUACUAUAAGACUGGGCAAUGGGACGCUCCCAUUUCAAAACCGAAGCAAAAGUGUAUGGAGAACAACUUUGUUAUCCAAUGCGCGGAGCCUACUAGUGAGCACAAUCGCGAGGUGUGCAACGUCCUUGCGACACACUUUACCUCCUUUCUCGAGGCAAAUAUUUGGAAGAAGGAGAUGAUAGGGCGGUCGGAUGGGCGUCUGUCUCUCCGCAUCCGAUCCAUCUGUGAGGAAUGUCUGAACUUACAAAUCUCUUUGCAAAAGUCUGUAAAGAGAGAAGGAAGCCAUGACUUGGAGGUUCAACAAUACGAUCUAGAAAGACGUUUGGCAAGAAGAGUUGCUAAAUCUCCUCUCACGCAACUUGUUAUUGAGGGGGGUGCAGACAUGUGCAGCAGCGAUGAGAGUGGCGACGACGACACCAGUAAAGGCAAGCAAAAGCAUGGGAAGUCUGACGGCACAGGGGCGCGAAGGACUCGCUAUGUGCUGGUCUCGGUCAAUUCUUUGCCCGCCUUCGGCUACAAGUCGUUGCAGUUGUUAAUCAACUUUCUGCCGACCACCUUCCAUCAAAUAUAUCGAGUCUCCCACAAUUCUGCGACAAUUCCGAUAAAAUUGCAGGGAUUGUUGAUCUUCGUCCAAUCGACAUCCCGACCCUGUGACCACGCGUUAACGGCCCAGCAACUACUCUUCCUACGAGUGGCGCCAACUUGCGCAGCUGCUCAACUGAGGGUUGCCGAAGUCCUUUCGGGGUGGCCCCGUGGGACAGCGACACCAACACCCCAGGCCGGACCAAGGCUAUCUUCCAUCAUGCGGACCAGCGUUGCCGCCGAACCUGCCGCAGAGACCCCCAAAGAAGAACUUUCGCACUCGAUUGAUGGUACCAGCAAAGCUGCUGUCGCAGACGCUACCGAAGCGAAUGGCAAAGUGAAGUGUCGAGCACCAGGCAAGUGGUUCUUGUUUGUUCCUUAA
Acaulospora colombiana is the source of this 1293-nucleotide messenger RNA. The record is from the annotation of a GenBank genome assembly. Lineage: Eukaryota; Fungi; Glomeromycota; Glomeromycetes; Diversisporales; Acaulosporaceae.